Messenger RNA from Dromaius novaehollandiae (emu), 1113 nucleotides. Its product is annotated as gamma-2-syntrophin-like. NCBI's taxonomy places the organism in Eukaryota, Metazoa, Chordata, Aves, Casuariiformes, Dromaiidae. The record is from RefSeq and is a predicted model, not a curated record. The transcript has 10 exons. Gene Ontology annotation, cellular component: dystrophin-associated glycoprotein complex; intracellular anatomical structure. Gene Ontology annotation, molecular function: structural molecule activity. Bases 1 to 1059 code for a protein of 352 amino acids.
AUGGUCCUCAGACCAAAGCACAAGGUAGAGUGUGUAAGAGUGUCCAGCACAGCCCAGGCCUUUGGACUCUGCGGUUGGACUAAAACUGGUAUUGCAUUGUUGUAUGAUGAAGUAUCUGAAAAUGCCUAUGACAUCCGACUGAAGCUUACAAAAGAGGUAUUAACAAUUCAAAAACAAGAUGUCGUCUGUGUUAGUGGAAGUGAUCACAGUGCAAAUAGAUCAGAAUAUGCUAUUGGAGUGCGAGAUAUGUUAUUCGGUUCCCCUGGACCAUCUAGUGAUCACAGCAGUGGAGCUUCAUCACCUCUCUUUGACAGUGGUUUACAUUUAAAUGGAAACUCGACUAACACGGCUCCAUCAUCACCUUCUUCACCCAUAGCUAAUGAACCAAAAUACGAGAAGCGCUGGCUAGACACCUUAUCAGUUCCUCUGUCGAUGUCUCACAUCUUGAGGUACAAAGCUGGAACAGAUAAAUUAAGAUCUAAUGCAUUUGAAGUGCUGGCACUCGAUGGAGUUAGUACUGGGAUACUUCAGUUAUAUACAGCCCAGGAGAGUGCUGACUGUCUGAGAGCAAUAUCAACUAACAUCAGUGGUUUGACACUUCAAAAUAUGAAAAUGACAAAUAAAUGCUGUUCUCCCUCAGACCAGGUCAUACAUAUGGGAUGGGUAAAUGAGAAACUUGAAGGAACUGAUUCAUCUCAGCUCUACAAAUUCAAGUUUCUGGCACUGAAGGGUUCAUCCUUCUACAUUUUCAGCACUCCACCGGUAAGCACACUAGACUGGGUACGAGCUGAAAAAAUCUAUAACCUCUGUGAGGUUCUGUUUAAAAUUCACAAGCUCUGGCUUGCUGAUGAUUGCUGGCUACAAGCAAACUUGUAUUUAGGUAUUCAUCAAGACUAUGAUCUUGAAGACCAGAGGCCAUAUUGUUUCAGUGUUAUGGUUGGACAUGGCAAGAGUCAUUAUUUCAAUGUAGAGCUUGGCAUUGAGUUGGCAGUGUGGGAGAAAUCUUUUCAAAGAGCAAUUUUCUUGGAAGUUCAAAGAACAGGGGUAAGUAAUGAAUAAUUUGAAUCCUGGAGCCAUUUCAUCAGUAAAAUAUUCUGUAACAAAUUUUAGCAA